ACAUGUUUUUUUGUCAUAGCAAAGAGCUCUUUGUUUGAAAUUUCAACACUUAUUCCUGAAAGACUGUACAUUAAUUUCUUCCAAACAAUAACGAUUGCACCAAUUUGAUUGUCAUGGCUGAAAGUAAAAAAAAAGUUGCAGUGCCCACUGUAGAAGGGCUUAUGGGGGACAUCGUAACUAGAAAAUUGAAGAACUCUUAUGAUAUAGCAAUGAGAACUCAAGAACUGUUGAAGUUUAUGAUUUCUGCAAAAAACUGGGAAACAGCACAAGAGUUGAUGGAACUCAUUAGGACAAACAUAAAAUUAGUUGAGAAAACUUUACCUCAUCAGAUAGUUGCUAUUAAUGUGAUGAGACAUUUCUUGAAAAUCAUCCGAGAGGAAUACGAUAGUGGGUUGAAGAGAAAAGGAGAAGACACAACCUUACAUCACAUGAUUACUGAGCUUAAUUCUGGACCAGCUACAGAUUACUCAAAAAAACUACCUAGCCUAAAGGAUGAUUUAUUGCUGCGUGCCUCUGAGUAUAGAGCUGAAUUAGAAUCCAGUUCAGCCAAUGUUUCAAGUCGUGCUGUUGAUCAAAUUUUUGCAACUGAAGUAAUUUUGACCUAUGGAAAAUCAAAUUUGGUGGAGCAAUUUUUGAAGGCAGCGGCUAAAGAGAAGCCAAUGCAUGUUGUAGUUGUAGAGUCUUCUCAAGUUCUAGGGGGUCAUACUAUGGCAGCCAAUUUAGCUAAGGUUCCCAACAUCCGAGUAAGUCUGAUUCCAGACACUAAUGUUUUCGACUUGAUGACUCGCACAAACAAGGUAAUAAUUGGAACACACUUGGUUUAUGCCGAUGGAGGACUCCAGACCAUUGCAGGUGUGCACAAUGUAGCAGCAACUGCCAAAUAUUUCUCAGUACCGGUAAUAGUUUUAACGCAUAUGUAUAAGUUGACUCCAAAAUUCACUGUGAGCUGUGAGGAAUAUCAAAGUGCCAGAAAUGCUGGUUCUAGAAAACUGUGGGAAACAUGUAACACAUCCAAAUUCAACAUUGUGGACCCCAUCUUCGACUAUGUGCCUCCUGAACUUAUCCAGCUUUUCAUUAUUGCUCACCAAAAUGGUUAUUCACCGUCCUAUAUUCACAGAUUGCUAAUGGAAGUGUAUCAUAAAGACGAUUACUACAUUUAGUAUAUGUAUUUCUAAGUAAAUUAAAACAAGAGAUUUUAUAAGAAUUUGACUGUUAUUUAUAUGUCUAAUAAAUGUGUAUAAUUACUA
Coccinella septempunctata (seven-spotted ladybird) is the source of this 1247-nucleotide messenger RNA. It is a transcript of the gene eIF2Bbeta, whose product is annotated as translation initiation factor eIF-2B subunit beta. Gene Ontology annotation, molecular function: translation initiation factor activity; guanyl-nucleotide exchange factor activity. Gene Ontology annotation, biological process: translational initiation. The record is from RefSeq and is a predicted model, not a curated record. The transcript has 8 exons. Gene Ontology annotation, cellular component: eukaryotic translation initiation factor 2B complex. The coding region runs from base 114 to 1160 and encodes 348 amino acids. Lineage: Eukaryota; Metazoa; Arthropoda; Insecta; Coleoptera; Coccinellidae.